Molecule: messenger RNA, 1604 nt
Organism: Cephus cinctus (wheat stem sawfly)
Lineage: Eukaryota; Metazoa; Arthropoda; Insecta; Hymenoptera; Cephidae
Product: poly(ADP-ribose) glycohydrolase ARH3
Exons: 7
Coding region: 447-1322 (291 amino acids)
Cellular component (GO): mitochondrion; nucleus
Source: RefSeq, a predicted model, not a curated record
AGAGUUAAGAGCCAGUUAGAGCCAGUGUAAGCGUGGUGUAGAACGGGUGUUGUUAUUUUGAAGAAAUCGAUUAAAUCUCCUCUACAGUUCUAAAAUGGCUAAAAUAGAUUUAACGUUAUUAAAAAGCAAAUUUCGUGGAUCGAUGCUUGGAGUAUUAACUGGAGAUUGUCUCGGUCAUCCAUAUGAAGGAGAUGAAUUAUUAACCAGUGGAAUGAAAAUCAUCCUUCAAAAGUACUUUGAUAAAUUGGAAGGACCUCCAUAUAAAGGUGUAUAAGGAAUUCAUAUAACUAUAUAAUAAUUAUUAUGAUUCUUCAGUGAAAAUCAUGUAUACAAAGAUUAUUAUCUGUAAACUAUUUACAUGUUACUCAAGUAAAGAUACUUCAACGAUAAAUUUUAUUGCCUACAAAAUUAUUUCUCAAUGAAACAUGUAUUAAGUAGCCCCUGCAAUGCAGUUUACAGAUGAUUCUGUAAUGACACGAUCAAUAGCGCAGUCGUUGAUUGAGAAACGACAGCUUGAUCUUUUGGAUAUUGCAAAACGAUUUGUCAAAUCCUAUUAUGAAGAACCAAAUCGGGGAUAUGGACCUGCCGUAAUGACUGUUUUUGAAAAACUUCGUGCCAAUAGAUUUUCAGACUUAUUUACUCCUGCGAAGGAACAAUUUAAUGGUCAGGGGUCAUGGGGUAAUGGAGGUGCUAUGCGUAUUACACCUAUAGCUCUGUUCAGCCACCAGAAUAUUGACCUUCUUUUAGAAAUGACGAGAAAAGAGACACAGCUGACACAUACAAAUAAAAUAGGUGUGGAUGGAGCUAUAUUACAGGCAAUUGCUAUUCGUCAGAGUCUUCUUUUGAAUCCGGACAAUGAGCUUGAUGUUAAACAAUUUAUUGAUGAUUUAAUUAGUCAAAUGGACACAAUAGAAUUUGAUGAGGAAGGUUUAGGCCUAGUCGAACCUAAACCAUACAAAAUUCAGCUAUCCCUAGUUAAGACAUUAAUAUCUGAGGGUGAAGCAGCUAAUGCAGAAAAGGUUGUUCAAAAACUUGGUACUAGUGUUGCUGCAUUAUAUUCUGUGCCCACUGCUAUAUACUGCUUUCUAAGAGCACAAAAUCAAAUAGAAGGUAUAAUAACGGACAACCCAUUCAGAAGAACCAUACAAUAUGCUAUAAGUUUGGGUGGAGAUACUGAUACAAUUGGCGGCAUGGCUGGUGCAUUGGCUGGUGCUUUUUAUGGUGACAAAAUAAUUAAUCCUGCUAUACUGAAGCACCUCGAAGCCUCAGAAGAAUUUCAGCUUCUUGGAGAAAAAUUAUCCGACGUGACAUUAUCGCAAUAAUCAUCAGAACACACAUCUCAAUGUAUAUAUCAAUAUAUUUAAUAUACAGAGUGUAUCAGCUACGUAAGAUGCAUAUUUUCGGUUUGCGGUGAAACAGUGAACGUUUUUAAAAAUAUCAUGUGACAACCAUUGAUAUUUUUUAAUUAGGCAUCGAUUGCGUAUACUAUUGUUCGUGUUAACGGAAGAACCGACGUAGGCACCAUCAGUAAGCGAAAGAGAGAGAGAGAGAAGAAAGUUUUUAAAAACAUUUUUAUUACUAAUAAAGACUCUUCUACUUAUGAA